This is a messenger RNA of Cylindrotheca closterium, 3393 nucleotides long. NCBI's taxonomy places the organism in Eukaryota, Bacillariophyta, Bacillariophyceae, Bacillariales, Bacillariaceae. The record is from the annotation of a GenBank genome assembly.
AUGUCGUGGGUGCGCCAGUGCUGGGCUUUGUGCCUUCUUUUCUUAUUUUUGGCAUUAUCAUCAUGUCCCACAACACAGGCCCAAAAAUGCGAUCCUUGCAUUGAACGUUCCGAAUACAACCUCAAAGCGAUUUUGCAUGGCGGUUCCGAUGACAGCUUUUGGUUGGAAAUUCAAGCCGCCAUGCGACAGGCAGCCUUGGAUAUGCGCGUCAAUCUGGAACUUGAGUUGAGCCCCGAAACCCUCAGUCCGGAAGAAAUGGCACUCCGGAUCGUGGCGGCCAUUGACAGUAGGGAUUCCUUCGAUGCACUCAUCGUCACCAUACCGAGCCCAGAAGUCAAAACAGCCGUGAAGAGCGCUAUUGACUCUGGAAUUCCAGUCUUUGGGCUGAAUUUGGGAUCCGAAGAUGCCCGGUCCAUUGGGGUCAGGGGAUUUGUCGCUCAAGACGAGUACCGUGCCGGACAAGCGGCGGCCGAGGAAUUUGCCAGGAUUACCAACGUCACCAACGCCUUGCUUAUCCAUAGCGAUAUAAAAAGUCAAGGUUUGGAAGCACGAAGCCGAGGAUUUGUGGAUGCCUUUGCAAACAUGCACAAUGUGACUUUCGGUACAAAUGCCACAGUCGUGGACGAAAUCUUUGUCGAUGCGACCGAUAUCUUUGGCAAGGUGACCAGUAUCAAUCGAGUCUUUGAAGAAAAUUGCCGAUACGACGCAGUCAUGGUAGUGGACGAAGACACCCUGCAAGUAGCACUGGCGGCCUCCCAGGAGCACAACUGUGGUGGGAUCACUCACAUUGGGGCCUUUGAUGAAACGCCUACCAUUCUGAGUGAGGUCAUUGCGGGAAAUGUAGCCUUUGGAGUAUCACAGCAACAUUACUUGCAAGGAGUACUGCCAGUCUAUAUGGCGUCGAUUUACGUCACCACACAGAAAACCUUGGCAUUGCCAGUCGACGAAGAUGUUUACUUGGCGGGUCCCACCAUUAUUCGAAAGGAUAAUGUCCCAACCGACGCCCUCCAACAGUGUGCCAAAGAUGCCUUUCCAAUCUGCCCCAAUACCAAGAAUCCUAGCGGAGAUGAAGCUAUUUGUGAGUGCACCGACAAGAAAGCGAUAAGGAUUGGGGGAGUCUUGCACGGCAUUACGACCGAUACCUUUUGGGAUCCCGUCUUUGCCUCGGCACGUCAAGCUGCGGAUGACAUGGAUGUGGAAUUAGCUCUCAUUCGAUUCCAACCCGAUGCAAACGAUCAAAUUUAUUUUCAAAUGGCGGCGAGAAUCAAAGCUCUUUGCGAAGAUGGUGUCGACGGUAUCUUUGUCACAAUUCCUUCCGAUGUGGUGCUGGAUUCCAUCAUGAGGUGCAAAGAAUUAAAUGUUCCAGUGGUCUCGAUCAACUCGGGAGGAGACAAAUCGUUGGAGCUGGACCUGCUGAAUCACAUUGGAAUGGUCGAGUACAGUGCUGGUUAUGGUGCUGGAACACGAAUGGUUGCUGCUGGCAUGAAAAAGGGAUACUGUCUGCAACAUGAAUUUGGUAUUCUAUCGCUCAUUGAACGAUGUAGAGGAUUUGAAGAUGCUAUUAAUGAGUUUGGACAAGGAGCGACCUUUCAGGGAUCCUUUGACGUAUCACGUGACAACAAGGUGGAAUAUGGACUGCAAGUCGAGGCCGCUGUGGCAAAUCCCAAUGGAGAUUGGGCGGGUGUGGGAUUGCUGCUGACUGGAUCAGUACAAGUGCCGGCCUACACUGAGUUUUUAGUCCCCAAGCACCCAGAGGUCCUGGCCGGAAGUUUUGAUUUGUCGCCCGAUGUCUAUGCUGGAAUUGACGGUGGAACUCUCCUUUUCGGAAUUGACCAAGUGCCAUACCUACAAGGAAAUACGCCAGUUUAUACGUUGACUAUCGAAGCAUAUACGAAACAAGUGCUGAAGAACCAUUUCCUCGAGACAGGCCCGAGUUUCGUUCUUUCUCCACCGUCCGACGACCAAAUCAUAUGCGAGGGCAACUUUUAUCAAGUUUGCACGGAACGACCUGAAGAAGACUACAACACGAUAUCGGAGGGUCUGCACAUCUUUGGAUUCGCUGCCCUUGGGAUCCUGCUCGGAUUGUGUGCUUGUUGUCUUGCGUGGAUGAUUAGCUGCCGUGAUUUAUGGGUCGUCCGGAUCAGUCAGCCCUUGUUUCUAUACAUUAUAUUGUUUGGAACUGUGGUUUCGUCGAUUGCCAUUCCCUUUUUGGGAUUCGAGACGGAAUACCGCUUUGUCCAGGAUAUAGCGUCUGGAGAACUCACGAGUGUUGUCAAUCCAGAGAUCGGUACUGUCGAUGCGGCAUGUAUGGCAGUACCAUGGUUGUAUGGCUUGGGUUUUGCAAUUACCUUCAGUGCCAUGUUUGCCAAGAUUCAGCGCGUUCGGCUGAUCUACCGAGCGGGUGUCGAAAUGAGACGGAAGCGAGUGGAACUGAAAGAUGUGGCAAGCAUUAUGGUUGUCAUUAUGACGAUAGAAGGGGCCAUCCUGUUGACGUGGCAAUUAUAUGAUCCACACCAAUGGGAAAGAGUCGUAUUGCAAGAGGAUGAAGGCUUUACAACUGAAUCAUAUGGAUACUGUACAUCAGAUUCUGGCAACUAUUUUUGGAUGGCGAUUGUGGCAUUCCAUGUCGUUUGCUUGCUGUAUGCACUUGUCCUGGCCUUCCAGACCAAGGACAUCAAUGCAGAAUACGCUGAAAGUGGCUCCUUGUUCCUCGCAGUUAUGUUCAUGUUCCAGACUCAAGUCCUUGUCAUUCCACUCGUGGCGUUGGUUCAAGACGACUCUAAUGUCUUCUUCUUCAUUCGCUGCAUUGCAGUCUUGCUGCAGAAUUUCACAGUGCUUCUUCUUCUGUUUGUUCCCAAAAUGUACAAGACACUCAAGGGUGAGGGAAACGUCAACCCUGCAAACCAAGCCCGAAUAGAUUUGUCAGCACGAGCUACCAAUACUGGAAGAAUAUCUGGAGUCAACAUGACCAACGCUUCCCUGGCAUCCCGGUACGGUGGUGACAUGAGCGGUCAAUUUGAUGCCGAUGACAGUAGCAGAGGCUUUGGACUUGAAGACAUGGGCACCCUGCUUAGACGAACGGAUACUUCAAGUUCACAAGAUAAACUUUCUUCAGAAGAAGCCCAAGAGAAAGCCCCUGAGAAAGCUCUCGCGAUCAUACCCAACCCUAAAAAGACCCUGCCUCCAACUCCUCCAAUCACUCCACUAAAUAACAGGAACAGCAGCGUCUCGUCUGUUGACGUCUGGGCUUCGCAAUGCGAACGAGUCGAUGAAGAGAGUGAGGAGAAGGUUAUUGCUGAGAAUGAUGAUGGUUCGGCGAUUGGGACUGAUGAGGGAGUAAACAAAGACGACAAAGAAAAUACUGGGGAAGAAGCCCUCAAAGAUCUCGCUUGA